Messenger RNA from Scatophagus argus, 3179 nucleotides. RefSeq names its product casein kinase II subunit alpha. The transcript has 13 exons. Gene Ontology annotation, biological process: protein phosphorylation. The record is from RefSeq and is a predicted model, not a curated record. NCBI's taxonomy places the organism in Eukaryota, Metazoa, Chordata, Actinopteri, Scatophagidae. Gene Ontology annotation, molecular function: protein serine/threonine kinase activity; ATP binding. Gene Ontology annotation, cellular component: protein kinase CK2 complex; nucleus; cytosol. The coding region runs from base 450 to 1631 and encodes 393 amino acids.
UGAUUUUAAAUCAAAGAGUAACUAUGAGGUUAAAGUUCUGAUCGUUGGCCUUAAUGUAAGUGGCGUGUCCCUCCACGGCCCCCGUUGCAGUCUAGGGGACGUAGGUGGCGGUGGUCAGCCAUAUUGUCUCUGAUACAGCAGAAAUCACACACUGGCAUAUCCACACCGGCGACGGAGGGAGGAGAGGACCGUUGGGUUGACGAAACUCAUCUUAUUGGGAAGCAUUUCGGUCGUCGAAUUGAUCAGGGGGCUAUCCCACCGUGCCCCUGGUGGCCCCUCCCCCCGUCCUCAGGCAAAGCCCCCUCCCCAAACCCCUUACCCUGUUGAGAUCAGUCCCCUCUCAUCCUCUACCUUCCCUCUUCCUCCCUCCCUCCCACCCAUCCUUCCCGUGCUCCAACCAUACUCCGCAGCAGUAAGGUCGCCCCACCAUCUCUGCCAAGCUGUCGGACAUGUCAGGACCCGUGCCGAGCCGGGCCCGAGUGUACACUGAGGUCAACACUCAUCGGCCCAGGGAGUACUGGGACUACGAGUCUCACGUGGUGGAAUGGGGAAACCAGGAUGACUUUCAGCUGGUCCGAAAGCUAGGGCGUGGCAAGUACAGUGAAGUUUUUGAGGCAAUCAACAUCACCAAUAAUGAGAAGGUGGUGGUGAAGAUCCUCAAGCCUGUGAAGAAAAAGAAGAUCAAGCGUGAGAUCAAGAUUUUGGAGAACCUGCGUGGAGGUCCGAAUAUAAUCUCCCUCAUCGACAUUGUGAAAGACCCUGUGUCUCGGACGCCUGCCUUGGUCUUUGAACACGUUAACAACACAGACUUCAAGCAACUGUACCAGACCCUGACAGAUUAUGACAUCCGGUUCUACAUGUAUGAGAUCCUUAAGGCCCUGGACUACUGCCACAGCAUGGGAAUCAUGCAUAGAGAUGUGAAGCCACAUAAUGUGAUGAUCGAUCAUGAACACCGUAAGUUGCGCCUUAUUGACUGGGGUCUGGCUGAGUUUUACCACCCAGGACAGGAGUACAACGUCAGAGUCGCCUCCCGCUACUUUAAAGGACCCGAGCUCCUCGUGGAUUAUCAGAUGUAUGACUACAGUCUGGAUAUGUGGAGCCUGGGUUGCAUGUUGGCAAGCAUGAUCUUCAGGAAGGAGCCCUUCUUCCAUGGCCAUGACAAUUAUGACCAGUUGGUGAGAAUAGCCAAGGUUUUGGGGACUGAAGACCUCUACGACUACAUUGACAAGUACAAUAUUGAGCUGGAACCUCGCUUCAAUGACAUUUUGGGAAGGCAUUCUCGUAAGCGGUGGGAGCGGUUUGUCCACAGUGAGAACCAGCACCUGGUAAGCCCUGAGGCUCUGGAUUUUCUCGACAAGCUGCUGCGCUAUGACCACCAGGCCCGGCUGACAGCCCGCGAGGCCAUGGAUCACCCUUACUUCUUCCCCAUUGUGAAAGAUCAGUCUCGUGUGGCCGGAUCAGCCAACCUGCCCAGUGGGAACACAGCUGUUAGCACAGCCAGCAUGAUCACUGGUAUCUCUGCCUUGCCAGCCUCCACUGCCCUAGGGCCUCUCACUGGCUCGCCGGUCCUGUCUGCUGCCACCAACGCCCUGAGCACCCCGGUACCCGCUGCUGCUGGCGCCCCACAGUGACACCCCCCCCCAAAUCCAUAAUCACCUUCCUCCCUCCUCCCCUUUCCCCCCCCCAGUCUCUCCCACCUCCUCCUCCACCACCACCACCCAGUCCGAGGGCGGGGGGAACUAGACAGGUGCCACUCUGCCAGCCCUCAACACAUUCACCCUAACUCAGUGUGACCGCGCCUUGCCAAGCUCCUGGCUGGAGGAUGCUGUCGUCUAAGAAAAAGAUACCCCCCCCUGUUCCUUUUCCUCCUCGAAUGAACGUGUUAACAUGACAUCUGAAAUGAAUGUUCUGUGUAAUUGAAAUAUACAGGUAUUCCUUUCAUUUUCCUCACGAGCUGUAGUAAAUACAAAGGGGCGUAUGUGUGUUUGUGUGUGAUGAGAGCGAGUGUCAUCCACGGCUGAUUAGGGGUCUCAGCAGCCCCCCUUUGUGCGUGCGUGUGUGUGUGCGUGUGUGUGUGAGUUUUAGUUUGGAUUGUGAAGGCAGUGGUCAAUAAGUACAUCAGCAGAAGGCAAACGAAAGAUGUUGGCCAACAGGACCAAAAGGAGCACAUCCUGUAUAGUUUACUACUGCAGCAUCAUCAAAAACAAGACCUGAUGAGAACACUUAAUUUACCUCCCCAGAUGAGUCUAAACGCCGUCCAGGUCGCAGCAUUUUGGAAGUGUUUGGUGCUGUUCUGUGCUCCAGGUGUAUGUAAACACAGUGACACUUCAACACUUUCUCUGCCGGAUUAGUUUUAUCUCGCCUUUGUUACCAAACCAGAUCACCAGUUUUCUUUUGAUAUGCGACUCACUGUCAUAUUAAUUUGUUUUGUAAUGAAAUGUUCCCGGACUGCUGGAUGAGGUUCAUCGCCAUCAAGCGGUUGGAUCGACUUUAGCGUUGUACUGAUCUCUUUUAGAAGCCAGGUAAGGUUCAUUCAGGUUCUCAAAGAAAAUGGUUUGUUAAACGUGCUGCUUUCCAGUUCCUUGAAUUAACUUCAAGUGGCUUUUUUCUUGAAUGACUUCAAGACAUAACCAAAGUUUACUCAGUUGGUUGGAAGAAGAGACUGACCAAACCUAGUUGUUUUUGUGGGUGUUACUCAUGGAGAUGCUGUAAUGCAGGUUGACCGUGUGGGUUCUAGUGAAUAAGAUGCCAUCAUGAUUCAAUAACCAUCUGCAGGUGUCUGAAGCGCUGUUCGUGUUGGAGGAAAGUUCAGUUUGGUCAUGUGACCCAGGUGAGCUUUGUAAUGAGUAUUACAGUAUUACUGGCUUUCCCCAACAUGUUGAAAGAAGUAUUGAAAUGUUGAAUAGCACUUGAAAGGUAGAUUUUUUUUUCCCCCAGUGUUUUAGUGCCAGAGUUUGAAAGUGUAAGUUUUAGACCCUGCUGUACAUAUGCAUCUUUUUUUUUCUUUUUUUUUUCAUUUCCAAACCUGAAAAUGCAAAUAAAUCCGAACAUGUAUACAUUGACCUGAGAACGGAGCAGUUUGAGUCCCUACAUCACUGUAUAUAUUUUUAUGUCCUUAUGUAGAAGACUAGUAUUUGAAAAUAUUUGUGUAAAUAAACACGUGUUUUAUUUAUCAGGUA